Molecule: messenger RNA, 1774 nt
Organism: Arabidopsis thaliana (thale cress)
Lineage: Eukaryota; Viridiplantae; Streptophyta; Magnoliopsida; Brassicales; Brassicaceae
Product: Tyrosine transaminase family protein
Exons: 6
Coding region: 150-1424 (424 amino acids)
Biological process (GO): amino acid metabolic process
Molecular function (GO): pyridoxal phosphate binding; transaminase activity; catalytic activity
Source: RefSeq, marked reviewed
AUCGAGCGCACAUUCCAAACUGAACACACAAAAAAAGCAAAAAAAACAUCUAAUUUAUGUUUCAUGCUUAUAUAUAUGAUUCCACUUUCACAAAAGAAUAAGCACACAAAAGAAAAAACAAACCAAGAGGAAGAAGUUCACUCGGAGCAAUGAGUCAACACAUGAACCUUCUCCUGCCUUCAUUUGAAACGGACAAAGAGGAAUACGAUGAACGCAAGACAACAGACCACGGAGGCAUCGGUGGCAGCGUCUGGAGGUUCAAAGGCAACAAAGCGGCCAAGGAAGCGGCUAGUGUCUCAAUGAAAGGUACACUUGCUAGGUUAUUCGACUGCUGCAGCAAAGACGUCAAAAAGACUAUUUUGCCUCUGGGUCACGGCGACCCCUCCGUCUACCCUUGCUUCCAAACGUCCGUUGACGCUGAGGAAGCGGUGGUUGAAUCCUUACGGUCUGGAGCUGCAAACUCUUACGCCCCCGGGGUCGGUAUUUUACCGGCCAGAAGGGCGGUUGCAAAUUAUCUGAACCGGGACCUUCCACAUAAGAUACAUUCAGAUGAUAUAUUUAUGACGGUGGGGUGUUGCCAAGGGAUAGAGACAAUGAUUCAUGCCCUCGCCGGACCAAAGGCCAAUAUCUUGCUACCGACUCUAAUUUAUCCCCUCUACAACAGUCACGCAAUCCAUAGCCUAGUCGAGAUUCGCAAGUACAAUCUCCUUCCCGAUCUAGACUGGGAGAUAGAUCUUCAAGGUGUUGAGGCCAUGGCAGACGAAAAUACCAUUGCUGUGGUGAUAAUGAAUCCUCACAACCCGUGUGGAAAUGUCUAUACAUAUGAACAUCUAAAGAAAGUGGCUGAGGUGGCGAGAAAGCUAGGAAUAAUGGUGAUUUCUGAUGAAGUUUAUAACCAAACUAUUUAUGGAGAGAAUAAAUUUGUCCCGAUGGGGAUAUUUUCAUCCAUUACUCCUGUGGUUACACUCGGGUCCAUAUCCAAGGGAUGGCUCGUUCCCGGCUGGCGAAUAGGUUGGAUCGCAAUGAACGAUCCCAAAAACGUUUUCAAAACAACUAGGGUCGUUGAAUCCAUCAAGGAACAUCUCGACAUAAGUCCAGAUCCAUCAACAAUCCUACAGUUUGCACUUCCAAACAUCUUGGAGAAGACGAAGAAAGAAUUCUUCGAGAAGAAUAACUCGAUCCUGAGUCAAAACGUAGAUUUUGCGUUCGAUGCCCUCAAGGACAUUCCUUGCCUCACCUGCCCCAAGAAACCGGAGUCGUGUACUUACUUAGUGACAAAAUUGGAUCUGUCCCUCUUGGAGGACAUCACGAAUGAUUUUGAUUUCUGCAUGAAGCUGGCCCAAGAGGAAAAUCUCGUCUUUCUACCUGGUAAUCAAUAUGAAACUCCUUUUCAGGUAAGCAAUAUUUAUAAAUAUAAAAAUUGAGAGAUAUGGGUUGGUUUGGAAUAUAAUGCAGGAGAGGUACUAGGACUGAAGAAUUGGGUGAGAUUCUCUAUCGGAGUGGAGAGGUCUAUGCUGGAAGAUGCAUUCAUGAGGCUCAAAGGCUUCUUCGCUCGCCAUACUAAAACACAACUCACUUAAAAACUCAGCUUCAUUCUCGGAACCUGAGACCCUAUCUUUCUAUAUUUUUGUAUUACUCUGUUCAUUUUGUUUUCGAAACGUUGUGUGUGCUAUGCUUUUCUGUUGGAACGUCGUUUUAUUCGAAUUAAACAUGAUGACGAAGCUUUUAAAUAUAUUUAACAAGAUUCGAUAUGGGGUCGAGAAUUAUAUUAAAA